Molecule: messenger RNA, 276 nt
Organism: Sphenostylis stenocarpa
Lineage: Eukaryota; Viridiplantae; Streptophyta; Magnoliopsida; Fabales; Fabaceae
Source: the annotation of a GenBank genome assembly
AUGAAGGCACAAUUUUAUGGUUAUUCAAUAGGUGAUUAUGAAAGAUUGCUUGAGAAUGGAACCUCCAUCAGUAACAGUGAGACCAAAGAGGAAGUCAGUGACUCAAAAGAGAGGAAAAGAAGCAAAAUUUUGGCCCUACUUAUCGUCAAUUCCCUCUUUUUCGAUUUCUUCUAUUUCCCAAAGAGUGGUGUACCAAUUAUUCUAGCGCGUGAUUCUUCACUAAAAGAAAAGAAUAGAAAAGAAAAGCAUCUCUUUUUUUCCCAUUACGAUUCCUAA